Xyrichtys novacula (pearly razorfish) is the source of this 4950-nucleotide messenger RNA. NCBI's taxonomy places the organism in Eukaryota, Metazoa, Chordata, Actinopteri, Labriformes, Labridae. The record is from the annotation of a GenBank genome assembly.
AGUGAGCCUCGCUUCCGUUUCUACCCCGGCGGCGGGGCAGUAAAUGGGAUGCUGUGGGAAUGUUCGAGGCGGGCUCUUCAGGGAGACCCAGGUGUUGGGGCAAUGUCCACGGGAUACUAGCUCUUAUCGCUACAGCAUUAUAACACAUCAGCAUUACGCUAGGCUGAGCCAUUUUGGUCGCACUUGUCGACGUCUCUCUCUCGCUCUCUCUCCCCCCUUUCACACUCCCCUUCCCUUUCUCUCUCUCUCGGUUUGCAGCCGUGUAAAAGAGCCCACGCGGAAGUUGCUGGAUGGCAGCUCUCUCCAAGAAGUUCACAAUGAAGACCAUCGCCUUUCUGCUCCUGCUGUUGGCUGUUACCUGCAGGCUCGCUUGGGGAGAAGAAAAUGCCAUCGAGGAGCUGCAGGUGGAGACCCUGGUGAGUGAGUGAGUGAGACAGAGAGAGAGGCUCAUUUUUACUCUGCCACACUGCAAUAAUAGAGCAGCUCUUACACAAAAACACCAAAUGAAUGCUCUCUAGCGUUAACAGUGAACUCCUCUGACCCUAAGGUGAGACCCGAAACUUGCUCUGUACUUUCCAGAAUGGGAGACACGCUAAAAAUUCACUACACGGUAAGACAAACACACAUUUUCUCAUUUUGAACGUCAUUUGUUCACCAUGUGUGUAUUUUAAUUCAUCUUAUUCAGAUGCAGUUAUUGUCUAUGUGGCACCGUCUUCACUUGCAGACCGCAGCACAGUCACACUCUGGAGCUGAGUGUGAACCAGUCUCAUAGUCUGAUGGAUAGAUGAGGGUAUAUAUGACAGAUAACAUAUUGGCUUAUUGUGGUUUGGAGUGCGCCAUUGUGCUUACUUGGCUUCGUAGCGUGAGCUCGAUAAGAUCGCCUCUGGUUUUUACUAUGAUGGGGCGGUGCAACACGUCAGCAAUAUCAGCUCCCUCGUCUGUCAGUGGAGGAGCACUUCAGUCCAGGCAUAGCAGUGCAAUGGAGGGUUUUUUUUCCAGCCUGCACACUUGUUGAAUUUUAGAAGUUUUGUUUAUUGAUUUGCAUAACACAGCAAUGUCCAUGUGUCACAGCUGUCAUUUGUGAUACAGGUAUUAUAUAACAGUGAAAGUGAACCAGCUAAGAACCUUCAUUUACCCCCCACUGGAAAAAAAAAUCUGGCAACACUAGACAGACAUUCACACCAUCUGGCUUUUGUAAACAUUUAAGGGUAAAAAUAUACUAAGUUACUCUAUUCUAUGUUAGAACUGGUAACACUAUCACUAAAACUAUUAACACCAUCACUAUCGCCGGGUGAUUUUUACCUGGAAUAAUAUACUCAAGAAAAAGUACUUGUCAUCAAAACACAUCAAAAUAGGACAAUAUAUGACAAAUUAAAGUAGUUUUCUUUUAUUUUUAACCGUGUAAUGUCCAAACGGAGGGGGAAAAAGUGCCAUGAGGGGACUGUAUAAAAAUGUAACAAAAUCACUGAAAUUAGGCAUUCAUGAACAAAAAAUUCCUAAAACUAUAUAUGUAUAGAAACUGUAAACUUAGUUUCUUUUCCACUUAUUCCUGGAGCAUGUCAGUCUUCACUGGUGAAGACUCAGGGUCCUCGGCACAAUAACAGCUGCAAGAGAAAGAACCAAAAUAUGGCAGAUUUUGAGUGAGUAAAAAUAACCAGCUGACUCAAAUAUUUCUUAUUACCAUAUGAAUUCCCUUGAAAAUCACUUUGUGAUAGUUAUUUAUAACCACUGUACUAAAUAAAGAUAGCAUACAAAUUCCAGGACCACUCUUAACUGACCUUAUUCCCUACAUGCAGCUAUCAAAUCCACCCAAACCUACUUACCCUCUAUCACUAUUGGCAGGUGAAAAUCACCUGAACAAGUGCCUGUAGGAAAAAGCAGGUUUUGGAUCAAGUAAACAAAUAUGCCUUCAAAGAUGUCAAAGGUAAUGCUAAAGCUACCCAGAGACCCAUGAUACCCAGACAAACGCAACAUAAUUAAAAUCACAUAAACAUGUUUGGUCGGGUGAAAAUGACCCGGCGAUAGUGUUCUAGGGUUAAGAUGGAUGUAUCCUCUUCACUAAUCAGUGUCAUCUUAAAUAAUAAUGCAUUGUAAUCUGCAAACAUGAUAAGUGACAAACAGUUUGUCCCUUUUCAUUUGGAUAUGAGCCAGAUUUUAAUCAUUUAUACAACACACUUUAGACACAUUGUGUAUUUUGUCCAGUCAUAGGCGCAUUACUGUAAGAAAUCCUAAUGACCUCUGCAGUAGCAGAGAUGGUCAAGUAUCAGGGAAAGGUGUCUUUGAGCAAUAUUUAUGACACUAUCAGUUAGAGAUAGGCCGAUUAACUGGUCGGCUGAUCAGUCAGGCCAGUUGAUGGCAUUUUGACGCAAUCAGCAUUACAUUCACAUUGGCCCUCACAAGGCCAAUAUCGCUGUUAUCUUUCUGAAUAAAAACGCAUUUGAUAGCUUAUUAAAUCGAAUAAAGGCACUGGCUUAUAUUUAAUAUAACUGAUGUUAUAAUGUUGACAAUAAUGCAUUUUAGUAAAACUAAUGUGAUGAUGUUUCACUGAGCCAAUUAAUUUUCCAUCUACAUUUAUUACAUAAAGCCUCAAGUUCAGAAAUUGUGUUUGAUUUUUUUGUAAGCAUUAUUAUCAGCACAUAUAUAAAUAAACAACGAUGUGAUAUUGUCACUAUAUAUCAGCCAUUGGCCAACCUGCUCCGUUAUUAUUGGUAUUAGCACUGGCCUUUGAAAAACUUGUAUCUGUCCACUACUAUUGUCAAUCACCAGCCAUAAGCUGGGAAGAGUUUUGAGCAUAAAAGAUCUUCGCACAGCACCCUAAACAGCAGGAUUUAUUAAUGUGUUGUCUGCCAUACAUUGCCUCUUGUAGUGUUUCUUUUUCAGUCACAGUCUCAUGUGUCACAUUGUUCGCCUUUUGUCUUCAGGGUAAACUGAUGGAUGGGAAAGUGAUCGACUCAUCACUAUCCAUGGACCCUCUUGUUGUUGAGCUGGGAAAAAGAACAGUCAUUCCUGGUAAACGAACAGUAAAUCCCUUUGCAUGAUUUAAACAGUGGCACUUUGACAUGUUUAUUGUAUGUGAGAAAUUACUGCAGCCUGUUGUGUGCCUACUUUGGUGAUUGGCUUUCUUGCUUUUUUAUCUUCUCAACAGGUCUAGAACAAAGCUUGGUUGGUGUGUGUGAAGGGUAAGUCGUACAGCCAGAAAGUCGUGCAAUACAUGUACUCUGUAAUCUCAUUGUGCACACAUGAAUGUAUAAUAAUUUUUAAUGGAUUCUGAGGGAUACUUCCCUAUGGGACUAAUUCUUACCUCUUUUUCGUUUCUUUUUUUUUUUUCAGGCAAAAAAUCAAAGCCACUAUUCCAUCUCACCUUGCGUAUGGCAAAAAAGGUUACCCUCCUACAAUUCCAGGUACUAAAUUAAUUCAUCGAGAAUCCAGACUAAUUCAGGCAGGGUACAUGAUUUUAGUUUUUUGAUUUUCCUGUUUAAAGAUCAAAUAGUUCUACCAGCUAAGUUUGAUUGCAUCCAGAAAAACGGUCACAGGGAGUAAAAGAGGCUAAAUAAAUUAAUUCUCUGAUUAAUUUCAUCAAUACAGCCGUUUUUCAAUCUUUGUAGAAGGAAUUUAAACUUGUUUUAUUGACAGUGGGAAAAUGCAGAGGGUAUCGAUUGAAAAAACCCUCUUUCAACUAUUUAUUUCCUGAAUCUACUGCCUGUCUCAAGAGGAAUAUUUGGACAAAUGCCCAGUAAUAAAACCUGCAAUUUUUGUUGUCAAAACAGACCAAAGAAAUACAGGGAACUAUCAGGCUUUAUUGGUGCUCAGAUUUUGAGACCUACAUACCCUUGAUCAAACAGGGCUGUGCAAUCCUAAAACAGCAAAACACUGAAAUUAGUAAGAAAUACUAUAAGAUUAGUCAAAAUUUGUAGGAACUAUUUUGAGAGGUGACUUUAAUCAACACUGAUGAGCAUUUACAGUAGCACGGCAAUGUCUUGUAAUAAACCACCGUGGUGAAAAUAAUUUUGAAGAAUGAAGAAUAAGAAAUAGUUUUUUUUAGAUAGAAUAUAACCACACUGAAUUCGAAUGUUAGUCACUUUACCUUUAUUUUAUUUUUUUUGGUAUAUUGUGUAUUUUUCUUUUACAAUUCAAAGAAUAGAGAGAUAAACACUUGUUGGAUUGAAAACACUGACCAUGAAUUUGUUCUAGGCGAUGCUGUUCUUGAGUUCGAGGUGGAGGUUGUUUCCCUGACGCAGCAGACGCCGUGGCAGAAAAUGGUCAAUGAUGUGUUCCCCCUGGUGUGUUUGGCCCUGGUGCCCACUCUACUCGGCCUAGUGGGACUUUACCUCUACAAAAAGGCUAAUGCUGAGAAGCCAAACAAAAAGAAAGCAAAGGACAAGAAGAUCAAGAAAAAAUGAGGACAAAGACCAGAACUAUUUAAUAAAUUUUUUAAUUGUAUGGCGUGUGCUCAAUGUUUAUUAAGCAUUAUGAUCAAUUUUGCUUCUAUUAUGUGUAUCUACAUUUGAACCUCAAGGUAUUUUAUCAAGUCAAGUACGUUUUUUUUUAACAAGCUAUCAGAAUACAAUCCCCAACAAUAAUAGAAACUAAAGUGUAUGAAUUAUUUUUAAGCUUAUAAAGAUUAUCCAUUAACAUUGCAUGUGUUCACUUGCAUAUCAAGCAGUGUUUGUCCCUUUGUAAGCCAGCAUCAUAGCCACAAACUCUGUACAACACACACACGCACAAACACACAAGCCAUCAGAUGAUCCCAUGUUGCUUAAUUGUGGCUCCGUAAAGUUUGAACCUGAUGACACCGGUGCUUUAACAGGACUAAUUUGAAUUUCAGUGGUGUUUUCAGGCUGUCUGGGGGGCAGGGGCUGGAAAAUAAAAAGGGUACCUGUUGAAUACCAUACAUACAUCACAGCUCAGAAGGUUGUGAUCAGUAAAGAUCUGCCUCUAGCAGUGUUUUAA